This is a messenger RNA of Nymphaea colorata (pocket water lily), 1636 nucleotides long. RefSeq lists its product as uncharacterized. The coding region runs from base 231 to 1238 and encodes 335 amino acids. Lineage: Eukaryota; Viridiplantae; Streptophyta; Magnoliopsida; Nymphaeales; Nymphaeaceae. The record is from RefSeq and is a predicted model, not a curated record. The transcript is spliced from 9 exons.
AAAGAGGGUAACCGUAUCCUCUUUUCAUCGGGAGCUCCUCUUCUUCUUCCACCACCUUCUCCUCCUCCUCCCCCUAUCCUCAGAAAGGUCACACCAAAUUCGUUACCACCACAUAUUGUGUUUUCCCAUUUUUACUCUGCUCCUCCGCAGAUAUAAAUGUUAGCCAGGGAGGGGGCCACUGCCCAACCGAUGCCCGAAAACGAGAGGGGAAGCAGAGGAAGAGGAAGAAGAUGUCGGACAACCCAACCGAAUUCGACCUGCCGGAGCGCAUCACCGCCGUGCUGCCGGCCGAUCCUUACGAGCAGCUGGACAUCGCCCGAAAGAUCACCUCCAUAGCGCUGGCUACUCGCGUCUCCAAGUUGGAGGUGGAAGCUGCUAGGCUCAGGCAGAAACUCGUGGAGAAAGACGAUGCCAUCGCCGAGCUCCAAGAGACACUGCAGAAGCUCGAGGACUCCCUCUUCGAAGCUGAGGAGAAGCUCUCGAUUGCCACCCAUGAGAAGGAAAACCUUCUGAACGAGAACGCCUCUCUCUCCAACACGGUCAAGAAGCUCAACCGAGAUGUCGCCAAGCUCGAGGUAUUUAAGAAGACCCUUAUGCAGUCACUCCAGGAUGAAGAUGAUAGUUCCAUGGGGUCUUCCCAGGUUGUCUCAAAGAAAAGUUCAGACAUUAGUUUCUCCUCCCAAAUGGUUGUUGGAAGUGAAUCUUCAAGGCUUAUGAUGCAGAAUCAACAGUCAGAUAUGAGCAACUCAUCUACUGAAGAUGCCAGUUUCCAUCAAACAGAUGCAACUUCUAGGCAGGGAAUCUCCAGUGGCCUCCUAUUAGCAUCUCAUGGUAGCACUCCAAAGCUCACACCUCCAGACUCGCCAACAAGAUUUUCUGCAUCUGUUUCACCUACAAGGACUUCUAAGCCCGUGUCUCCUCCACGACGCCAUUCAAUUUCAUUUUCAAGUAUGAGACAUUCUUUGGAUUCAUCAAGCCAUAACUCAAUGUCUUCAGGUGGCUCAGAAAUGGGGCGUGGGAGAGUCGACGGCAAGGAAUUUUUUCGUCAAGUCAGGGGCCGUCUAUCUUAUGAACAAUUUGGUGCGUUCCUCGCCAAUGUUAAGGAGCUGAACGCACAUAAGCAAACGAGAGAGGAAACCCUGCGGAAGGCAGAUGAGAUUUUUGGACCGGACAACAAGGAUCUUUAUGCUAUAUUUGAGGGGUUGAUCAGUAGAAGCAUGCAUCAGAAUCCAGUGUAGCCCCUGUGAGCUGUGGUAGUCUCCAUACCAUUCAUGGCGAUUGCGAUGAGAGGCGAACAUAUUCUCUCUAUGCUGAUGGUGGUUGGAAAAGCAGAAUUCGUGCAGUUAGCAGUCAAAAUCUGCAUCUCUUUUUCAUGUGCCUGGAAAUAGUGGUGAAGUUUUGUUCUUAUUUCGCCAUCUCUUGCUUCCAAGUGUGGUUGCCGAUGCAUUAUGUUGUCCUUUUUUCUUUUCCUUGCUUUUGUUUUAACCUCUGGUUCUGUAAUAUGAAAGUUUACAAGUAAAAUGCCUGCUUGUUUGCCUCCUUGCACGUCUUAUGAGGAGGAUGAAUUUAAUAAAUUUGGAGGAAGCAACCACUGGAAGAAAUGUGGAGGGGAAAUAAAAAUAUUUCUUUAGUGAAA